Messenger RNA from Gadus chalcogrammus (walleye pollock), 3202 nucleotides. RefSeq lists its product as uncharacterized. NCBI's taxonomy places the organism in Eukaryota, Metazoa, Chordata, Actinopteri, Gadiformes, Gadidae. Bases 135 to 1040 code for a protein of 301 amino acids. The record is from RefSeq and is a predicted model, not a curated record. The transcript has 7 exons.
CACAAGUCUCGUCCUGCUCUGGGUUCUUGCUGCGCUCAUCUGCAAUGUUGUUUUUAUAGAUGUAAGAACCCCUCGGGUUCUAGAAAUGAGUAAAGCACGGAUGGCACGAAUAGUGAAGAGAGGCUUCCAGCUUCAUGAUCCGGAACAAGCUGCUGGGGAAAUGUCUGCAGGCCCAGGUAGGACGACCCCAGGGCAGGGUGUCCACAGUGGACUGUAGUCCCACCAACCCCCUGCAAGAGUGGCACUGGCAGACUGGGAGUGCGGCCCUGGUGAACGGCCACACGGGGCAGUGUGUGACCGCCCCCGCGGAGCAAUACGAGGGAGUCCAUCUCCAACCCUGCGCUGACAGGACAGAGGGGGACGGGGGGAGGAACGGACGUCGUAAACAAGCAUGGUCCUGCUCCAAAAGAGGCCACCUGACACUGCAAGGCAGGGGUGUUCACCUCAUCGCCACCAAAGACUCCGCUCUGGUAUUUCUGUCCAAGGAGCAGAAGCAGCAUGGAAACAGGUGGCUGACACUUGACAACCAGACGUUGUGCAGGGAGAUGGACGACAGCCAACGCCACUUUCAGAAUCAGGGGGAUCCAUUGCAUCUUGUGGUCUCUCCAAGUGUCAUUUCCAGUACAAAGCCUCAACCGAUUGGAGAUGUAUUGGGCUUUGAUGAUUAUCAAAAGGACCAAGUGUCUGAACCAGUCCCUUUGUUCAUAAGCACAAAAGCACCCGGGAAUCCCACCAUGGUGUUCUUCACCAUGGACUAUGGACUGAGCUGGAAGAUAACUAUGUUGGUCCUCAGCUCUGUGGCUUUAGUGCUGGGGACUGUGAUUCUAAUCCUCAAUGUGUACUCCAACAGGAGGAGGAAGAAGGUGGUGUGUGUGCUGAAGUCCUUCUCUCCGAGGGAAGAGGUGAGCAUUCCUGGGUCUCCGGUGCAGAGUGAAAGGGCCCCACUCACCAGCCACGCCGCGUGCCUCCCGCACACCUCACCCUCUCUACGAGGAGAGAUCCUGAUUGAGUGGAAAGAUGGCACUGUUACUCCUCUUUAAGAAGGCUGAAUGGCUUGUGUAUGAUCUGCAGGGCAUCUGAGACUAAGGUAAAUGUGGACCAUAGUGUGUGUUAUGCUCACCCGCAUGUGUGUGUGCGUGGGAUACAUGAAAGGGUAUGGAUAAACUGCCUGCUGCCUGACAAGAUUUAUGCUCAGCAGAUGUGGUGUGCAGGUUUUCUUUCCAACAUCAACAAUUGCACACAAGGUGAAUAUUUAAGAUUUAAUUGCUCCUCUUUUUACAGAAUUAACCGACUGUAUGUAAUGUAAUUAAAAGUGUGUGUAUUUUUUCAUGUAUUCCACAUUCUAUUCUACAUAAACUCUAGCUGUAUAGAUAUUUAAGUAAUCUGUAACAGAUUUUUAACAGAUUUAUUUUUGGUUGCUUGAAGAAUGUGUUUAAACUAGUGCUGUCAAGCGAUUAAAAUAUUUAAUAGCGAUUAAUCACAUUAAUGUCAUAGAUAACUCAAGAUUUCGCAAAAACUUUUCUUUUUUAAAUAUCCCUUGAUUUCUUUGUCCCAUUAAUUUUUCUCCUUUUAAUGCUCUUAUCAACAUGGAGAAGUGCAUCGGCUUGCCUUGUGCAAAUUUUUUUUUAUUGAUAACAACAUUGGCAUAUAAUGAUCAAAGCAGGACGAUACAAAAAAAAAGCCUAUAGUGCAAUUGAACGAUGAACAUACAAACAUACUGCCUUGAAAAUAGCAGUCAGGCUACUGCUUCUUUGUUUUGAGCCAAAAAAAUAAAAUAAAAAAUUGCGUUAAUCGCGCGAUAACAAAAUUAACGCCGUUAAAAUUGCUUUGCGUUAGCGCCGUUAAAAUUGCUUUGCGUUAGCUGACGCGUUUAACCUUCAGCACUAGUUUAAACUUGUUUUAUUGACUAAUGCACUUUUGUGAUACUGACUCUAUGUACUCUGACUUGCUGCACCUUAGUACAUUGAUGUCAGUUCUUGCAUCAUUUCUAAACAUGUAUGCCAGAUGUUUCAUGGCAUAAUAAAAUAUACUUAUUCUAAAUAAACGUUUUAACUUUAGCUUGUGUCUUUUGUAGCAUUGCUCACGUUGCUCAUGUUUUUGUUUAAUACAUAUCUGUCCUGCCAAAAAGGAAUGAGAAGGUUAUCAAGAAAGGGGUGAUUUGUGGCCACUCUAUUACAACUUUCUGUGAAUGUUGUUGUAGGAGUGGGCGCGUUAACUGUAGCCUGAUGAGGAUUCUGAAAGUCCUGGCACUCCCCAGUGGCAUGGAAAUUUCCCAGCAGGAGAGAUGAAGAGAUGAAGGUGUUUUUAUGUUUAGGGGCAGCUGGGAUUUUUGCAGAGCAAGCUAAUUUGGCAGCUGCCUUUGACAGAUCCAAUGCUUGAAGGAAUAUGAACAACAUUUGCAUUGUCGAAUAUACAAAAUUGUUCCAUUUAGAAGACAUAAAUCUUUCCUUGGUUGAUUCGUAAUUUCUUAAAUCCCAAUCUGCUUGUCUAACAUCCAGAUAUUGUCAAAAAGGGAGGGUUGGAGGAGGUUAUUACGGCACUGCCAAACCUUAUACAUGUGUCUCACGCACAUAGCAAACAUUUUGAUGCUAAUCAGUCAGCAAUUGUGUUGCUGAAUGAUUAAGUUAAUGAAGGCCUGUUUUAGAAGUUCAGGACGUAGAAGAGAAGGUGUGUAUAUAUCUAGAAUAGAAUAAUUCCUUUCAGGGCAGGAACAUGGGCAUGGGAACGACAAAGGGCUGAAACGUGUAUGUUAUGAGUCACUGACCUGCAUUACAUUCAACGCCUGCCAUUCUGCAUUUCCAGUUGCUUGUAUCAUUGUGCCUUCAGUUGCAUUGUCACUAUUUGUAGUAUUCAGGAGUCAUGACUACCACAUGACUGGAAUAAUGGUGCAUAUUUACAUUUCAAUGCUCAAAACUGGUACCGUAAUGGCUUGAUGAGAAUAUACUUAAGCAUAUUGCAGGCAUAUUAUUAUUGCAUUACCUGCAUUAACUUUUAAUGUCAAAUUAAUUAAAAAUAAAUGUCUUCUAAUAGAGAAAAGACAACAUCAUUGUGUUGAUUUGAUGUUGAUCUGUGGGGAUCUGGUGCCUCUGUUGAUUAUGUCUGGCCCGAUGACUGCUGUGGACAGGAAAUGUACAUGUGGAAUGUGUAAAAUAAUGAGUUGCUAAGUACGACAGACGUUGUAAUUACCCCACAUUGAGCCACA